UAGGGAGCUAAAUUUUCAAGCUAGCUCCCCCCGUCGUUUUGCCAUAGAAACGCCAGUAAAAAUCACCGUUAAAAAUACAUUUCAUUUGUUUUCAGACAUUAUCCACUUGAACAGAAGAAACUUUGACAAAUUCCUUCUAAUCCAUUAGCGUUUAACAUCAUCAAAUGUCAUGUGUAUGAAUUUAUGACUGCCAUAAACUGAUAUAAAAUUCUUGGAAUAUGAAACGCGUCGAAAUUGAUACAUUCGAAGUGACAAAUAUGACCAUCCUUUGUCGCAAAUGUAAUAAUUAUGUUUAUUUGAAGGAUUUAGAGGAUCAUCGUAUUUUGCACAAUGCUCUAGAGCUUUACUCCUAUGAUGUUCAAAGCAAACCAGCGACUGAAUUUGAGCUCUGUAAAAAGCGUCGCUCAUUAGUGAGAGAUUUGAACAAUAAUGUCCAAAUUGGUAGCUCGUCACACCACAAGCGUCUAGCUAAAAUAGACCUUGCCUUUCAAGUUAUAAAGUCGUGUAUUAAUGGUCGACUGUGCCAAACGGACUCGGCAUUUAUACAACAACCAAAGGUACUUAUCAAAUCUUUGUCGGGAGGACCUUGUAAAAAUGGGCAUGUUCUGGGUAUUUCGGAAUCUGCAAAUGAAAAAUGGAAGUCAUGCAUGGAAAAUGCGUACUCUUACUCAUUGGAAUGCGAUGAAGAAAUAGUGUUUAUUUCUUUGUUUGAUGGAUAUGGGGGAGAAACUGCGGCAAAGCAAUGUGCAAUGCAUUUUCAUCCUAUUUUAAAAAAGUCAGUUUGUUGCUGUAGUUGUUUUGAUAAUAAAUACGAUGAUAUCAGACAAUGUAAGCACUUUGAAAGUUUUAAAAUUGCUUUCAAUGAAAUGGAUGGAGUCUUACUCCAUGGUGCUGAUGAAGCAUCUCGCAAUCGAUGGAGUGGUUGCUCAGCAACCACAUGCCAGUUAACAAAAAGUACAUUACAUGUGGCAAAUGUUGGAAAUGUUAAAGCUAUUCUCAUUAAAACAGAUGAAUCUUUUGAAAUCUUAACUGAAGAUCAUACUCCUGGAAAUCAAAAAGAAAAGAAAAGGAUUAAAUUUUCAGGUGAUAUAUGCAAGUGGUCCAAGACUGCAUGGGUUAAUGGUGUGGCCAUGACAACCAGAGGGCUAGGUAACCAUGGUGACCCUAUUUUAAAAUCAAGUAUCAUAAAUACUCCUGCAGUAUCUUGCAUAAAGCUGUCAUGGUCACAAAUUAUUUUGUUGGCAUCAUCUGGGUUUUGGCAUAUUUUUGAUGAAAAUGAAGCACUACAACUGAUAAAGCUGUGGUUAGAGAUAGCUGAAAAUCAUUUGAUAUCUAAUUUAUUAUCAACAAGUUGCUUCGAAAGUUUUGAGUUCAGUAGGGAUUUAAAAGAUAUUUCCCUGUUAGAAAAGCAAAGGAAGAAAGAUCAAGAAACGAUUUUUGAGAAAUUAGAGAGUAUUUUUCAUGGGCUACAGGAUAAAGAUAUUGUGGCCAAAGAAAUCAGUAAAUUCCUCGCCAGAGCUGCAUUAACUGCUGGAUCAAAAGAAAAUAUUACAAUUGUGAUAAUCUUACCAUACAUCAAAAAAGACACAUGUAUUUGAAUAAAUACACACUCUUUGAUAUUUUCAGACAUACAUAUAGCAUUUAGAUAAUCGUUUCUUUCUUUACUGAUUAAAUUACUAAUUUACUGGUGAACUUUUUGCACAGUUUCUGUUUGGCAAAGUUUCUUGACUUUCAUUGGAUCCCAGUCCUCCGUCACAAACUCGCCACUUUAAUUUGUCAGUCUCCAUACAAACAAAUAUAAAAUGAAAAUUUGUGUUGCUGUUUCAGCUGUUCAUUAA
Xenia sp. Carnegie-2017 is the source of this 1838-nucleotide messenger RNA. Its product is annotated as protein phosphatase 2C-like domain-containing protein 1. NCBI's taxonomy places the organism in Eukaryota, Metazoa, Cnidaria, Anthozoa, Malacalcyonacea, Xeniidae. Gene Ontology annotation, biological process: protein dephosphorylation. The coding region runs from base 219 to 1598 and encodes 459 amino acids. The transcript has a single exon. Gene Ontology annotation, molecular function: protein serine/threonine phosphatase activity. The record is from RefSeq and is a predicted model, not a curated record.